AUGAUUCCUGAAGCUCUUUCAAAUUUUUAUUUCCGCCUAGAUGAAUUCGAAAAGAAACUCGAGAUUCAGGCUGGCGGUUUUGGGAAAGUUUCCUACAAUAAGUUGAACAACCAAGAUGUGGCCAUAAAAAUGAUGAAGGAUCCGGAGGAGAUUCUCAAAGAAGCAAAUAAGCAUAAACAUGUCAAAGAUUGCAAGUUUAUUGUUGAGAUACUCGGAAUCAUUUUUGAUGAGACUGAUUCGCCGAAAGGUUUGGCACUUGAGUUGUGCUAUUUGGGAACGCUUUAUCAAGUGAUUAUGGGCUGGGAAGUGCACACACUUUACAACAUCGCUCAUAUCGUCGUUUGGAUGGAACAAUUGGCCUCGCCUCUCAAUAUUCUGAUGUUCGACAAAUACCGCGAGAUUCGCGUCUGUGAUUUCGGUAUCUCAGCCUGGGAAAAAACUGUGGUAAAACUGGCCGGAACAGUCAGCUUCAUUGCGCCAAAUUCGUCGAUUCACUUCGCCGAUCAUCGAGAUGACAUGUACAGUGUGGGAAUGAUUCUGUGGCAACUCAUCUUCAGAAAGUGCAAAUCACUAGAC
This is a messenger RNA of Mesorhabditis belari, 576 nucleotides long. The record is from the annotation of a GenBank genome assembly. Lineage: Eukaryota; Metazoa; Nematoda; Chromadorea; Rhabditida; Rhabditidae.